Molecule: messenger RNA, 960 nt
Organism: Postia placenta MAD-698-R-SB12
Lineage: Eukaryota; Fungi; Basidiomycota; Agaricomycetes; Polyporales; Adustoporiaceae
Exons: 1
Biological process (GO): mitochondrial translation
Cellular component (GO): ribosome; mitochondrial large ribosomal subunit
Molecular function (GO): structural constituent of ribosome
Source: RefSeq, a predicted model, not a curated record
CGAUGCAGCAGUGCUUCCGUCGCCUUUAUGCCACCAUACCUGAUGCUGCCGCGGUAGCACGUACUGCGUCCACUCCUCGCGCUGUGCGUCUCCGCCGACUCCGAAUUCGCAAGACAAAACACCCAGAAUUCCCCGCCGAGUCCGAUGCAACACCCGAAGGCCUCACUCCCACCGAGCUUUCCCGGUACAAGCGCGAGCUGGCCAAGGGAAGUCUCAUGCGCAGCGACGGGACCGACGUCAGCGAGAAAGAGUGGCUGGACCGGCUGAACGCGCGCCGGAGCCGCCUGCGCGGUGUGCGCGAGGUCGUAAAGGAGGACGGUACGACGGAGGCGCAAAUUGUCGGUCAGAAGGUGUACCUACCAAACAUCGUCUUCCGGCUUGUACGCAACCACACGCCGCCAGGCCAGCCGUACAAUCCGUACGAGGCGACCUUCCGCAUCCCGCAGUCGGUCACUAAAACGGAUGUGCGCUCGUAUCUGCUUGCGGCGUACGGCGUGCAGACAACGUAUAUUCGCACGGACAAUUACCUUGCGCCUGUGACCCGCAACCCGUCGGACUUGUCAAUCACGCUGCGCAAGCGGCACAAGACGUACAAGCGCGCGGUUGUCGGGCUUGUCGAGCCGUUCUACUACCCUCUGGCAGUCGAGGACAUGCCGCGGGCCGAGCGCGAGAAGCGGCAGGAGUGGCUCGAGACGAGCUUCCGGGCGAAGGCGUUCGACGAGCAGCGCAAGAAGGAGCUGUUGCGGGUGAGCAGAAUGGGGAGCAAGGACUGGAAGUGGCGGACGGGUGUGACGGCGAGCAGGGGUAACAUCCUGCGGCUCAUCGCCGAGCGGCGUGCAGCGAGGGAGCUGGCGGUCCAGGAUGCGAAAAAGCGGAUACAGGAGAGCAGGAAGGCUCCCGAGGAGGUUGCCACCGCAUAGUGAAUGCUGCAAAGUACUACUUUCUGUCACUAAUGACCUC